CUCUUUCUCUCUCCUCUCCAAGAAGAGAUUAAAAAAAAAAAAAACCAAGUCGAAAGAUCUGAAUCGUUCAAUGUCUGCCGCCAGGUCAGUCUUCCGCUCCGCCGCAAGCCGAGCAUCCGCAGCCGCGUCUAGGUUCUCCACCGGACCCAAGCCUAUGCCUUCAUCGGCGCGGUCCGCGUUUCGGAUGCCUAAACAGAGCCCUCUUUCAAACCGCAUUUUCAGGUCUCCGGUAGAACUGAGCUGUUGCGUGGAGACGAUGCUCCCUUACCACACUGCCACUGCAUCCGCUUUGCUCAAUUCGAUGCUCUCAGCUUCACGACGUGGUUGGAUCGUUGAAGGGCUAGACGAGACUAGAUGAAAGAACUAUCAACAAGAGUGAUAUUGCAAUGAUGAUGUAUGAUGAAAUUACUGGGGAGAGGUCAGCGAUGCAUGCAGUCUAUAAGACAAGGUGGUGGUGUAAUGAAGCUGUUUUUUUCUUUUUUUCUUUUUUGGUUUCUUGAACUUGAUCUUAGGGCAGUUUAUAGGGAGAAGAAACCAUUAGAAGUGAUAAAUAAUCGAGUCGCAUCUCUUAGGUCACAAGGUUUACCUUUUUCUGUAUUACCUUGAUAAAUUGUGUCGAAAAGUUCUAAUGGAGUGUUUGUAUUCUGUUG
Messenger RNA from Camelina sativa (false flax), 650 nucleotides. Lineage: Eukaryota; Viridiplantae; Streptophyta; Magnoliopsida; Brassicales; Brassicaceae. The record is from RefSeq and is a predicted model, not a curated record.